Messenger RNA from Haliotis rubra (blacklip abalone), 2579 nucleotides. RefSeq names its product cystatin-B-like. The record is from RefSeq and is a predicted model, not a curated record. Gene Ontology annotation, cellular component: cytosol. The coding region runs from base 67 to 369 and encodes 100 amino acids. Gene Ontology annotation, molecular function: cysteine-type endopeptidase inhibitor activity. The transcript has 3 exons. NCBI's taxonomy places the organism in Eukaryota, Metazoa, Mollusca, Gastropoda, Lepetellida, Haliotidae.
AGACGCAGAAGUUAAUUGUUGAUUCCAGGUUGAGUACUGUUCGUUGUUGCUUCAGAUAAAACGAAAAUGUCGGUUUGUGGCGGUGCAUCGGAAGUAAAAACUGCUACAGAAAGUCAGCAGAAACUUUGUGAUGAGGUUAAAUCGGACUUGGAAUCUAAAGCAAGUAGAACGUUUACAACGUACAGGGCCAUAAGUUACCGUUCACAAGUUGUAGCAGGAACCAACUACUUUAUUAAGGUGGACGUUGGUGAUGAACACUAUCAUCUGAGGAUAUUCGUCCCCCUCCCCCACACGAACAGCCCAACCUCCUUGGCUGCAUAUCAGGCAGGACACACCGCAGAGACGGAACUGAGUUAUUUUAGCCAGUAGUCACUGUCUGAAAGAAAGAUCUGUAAACAGAAAUAUUGUCGAUGGGAAGAAUUACUAAUGAUUACCGAUAUUGAUAAGAAACACUUUUCAUUGAUAAAAUAUCUUGCAUGAACAAUUGUGACGAAAUAAAGUUUUGUUUUUACAAAGUUAUGUGUUACUUCAUGGGCUGAUGUAAGCUUGUGUUCAGAACACUGUUAGUGAUUAGUAAUCAACGCAUUAAUGUGAAACAGUCACCAGUGACAUGAAAUAUGUGGGUUCUUAUUGACAUAAUUUCUUUUGAAGUUAUUUCUCUGAUAAUUCAUUGAUAUCAAGUUAAAAAUUAUCAAUCUCUGUAAUUUACAUCGACAGGAGCCCUAGAUAUUCAGGGGAUCUAUAUAUAAUCGCUUAGAAUUCAUAUCAGUAGCUGAUCUCACGCUUAAUUUGUUUUUAUUGUUAUCUCCCGUGAAUAUUUUUGGGAAAUGAUCUUUUUGCAAAUCAUGUUUGUAUAUCGAAAUUCUGUUGAAACAUAUUGAGUUAUCAUGAGUACUCUCGUUUGAAAAACCCAUACAUUUAGUGAAUUAUUUACAAAGUAAUGAAUUCAAACUGUUUUCCUCGUGUGUUAUUGUUUCAUAAAGAGCCAGUUCUGGUGCAAUGAUGGUGCUAUACCAGCUGCACUGUAAGUACACUCCAGAACUGCCGUGAACACCACAGAAAAAGUAUUAUGAGGACGGGAUACUUCUGAUCACCAUAAUGCAAGAUUUCUCCCUCAGUUCAGAAACACUUCCUCCUUACGUGGAUGUACAAGUGUCUGCUCAUCAUAUCUAAGACACUUCCGCUUCACACAAAUGUACACAUUUCUGUUUCUAUUGUUUUGCUUCCUUUUGGGACGCCAUAUUAUUGUCGAAACAAAAUAUUUGUUGUUAGAAUUAUGACUACCACAUUUGUUGCUGUUGAGCAAUCUCUGAAUGCUCAUUUUGUAUCCUGCCAGUUUUCUAUUUUAUUUGUUUUGUAUGCUACUGCGUAUCUGCUGGAGAUCUGCCUGUGAUCGUCUGAUGCUGUUCAUAUAUUUCCCUGUAUUUCUACAUCUCCUGCACACAAUGAAUUUUUAUUUGAAAUAUUUAAAAAAUGUCUUAUCUCAGUGUUUCAUGCGUCUGCGGGAAUUUAUGCUGUGAUAUGAAAAUAAAACAAAACUCAUUGCACUCUCAUGAAAAAGAUCCCAGGUUAGUUUUAUUUUUCUGUGCUGUUUAAAAAAUAAUUCAGAAGCAAAGAGACUCAAUCUGCAUUAUAAGCUAAUUUAAAGCCUGUUUUCAAGUGUUUUAAAAAUGCAUGAAAUAAGUUCCACAAUUAAUGAAAAACUGUUUUGUUAUAUAGAUAUAUUUCACCCACCCACUCUCUUGCUGUUUGAGUUGGAGAUGACAAGUGCAUAAAAAGAUAUGAAUGGAAUAAGAGAUGUUAGAGGGAUAUAUAAACUCGUAUAGCUUAUCUUGCUUACAUAAUGUCUAAGACCUGCAGCAAUUUGGGUAUCCUUCUACAUUAAGCUUUAUACUGGAAUACUGUUAGACGGGGGUUAAACCAAACACACUUACAAAGUUACAUGGUUAACUUGGCUGAAAUUAUGAAUUAAUGUGUGCUGUUUUUGAAAAUUUGAAAACUGUUUCUCAUAUAUGAAUGAAAAAAUGCUUUAAGACAAUGCAUGCAGAGCUUUUGUAAGUGCUUGAAAUUCUUGAAUGUGUCGGGUAUAUUUGCAUAAGAGCACCCUAAGUUUACAAUGCAGUUGAACUUUCAUUACCAGUAUUCUUUUGGUCAAAGCUCCUAAUCAAACAUUAAAGCAGUUUCUACAGUUGAUACAUAUUUUAUUUGUAAAAGAUGACAGAGAGGAAUCCUGACAGUAUUUUUGCUAAGUUGGUUGGUUCCCCCUGACAACCAUGUCUUAGGUUUCAACUUGGGUCAUGGAAUGUUACUGCCACGUAGAUUCACAGCUAGGCAUUUGGUAUCUGGAUUUAUCAUCAGGUCUGCAUGAUAACGGCAGGACUGAAAUUAUGAAAGAUGUAUUUACACAGGCGUGUAUUACCGUUAUCAUACACCAUUCUGCCAUGUCGGUUUGUUCUGGAAAUAUAGAUGAAACUGAAGUUUUGCAGGACCUUAGAUGAAAUUAAGGUCAUGGUUGUGGUUUUUAUUUGUCUGAUGUUUAUAACAUGUAUACAAACAAAAUAAACUGUUAUUUAUGCUAA